Pistacia vera is the source of this 1151-nucleotide messenger RNA. Its product is annotated as homeobox-leucine zipper protein ATHB-6-like. Gene Ontology annotation, cellular component: nucleus. The transcript is spliced from 3 exons. Gene Ontology annotation, biological process: positive regulation of DNA-templated transcription. Gene Ontology annotation, molecular function: sequence-specific DNA binding; DNA-binding transcription factor activity, RNA polymerase II-specific. Bases 175 to 975 code for a protein of 266 amino acids. Lineage: Eukaryota; Viridiplantae; Streptophyta; Magnoliopsida; Sapindales; Anacardiaceae. The record is from RefSeq and is a predicted model, not a curated record.
UAUUAUUAUUGCACAAACUCUAUAGAGAUAAAAAGGCAUUUGGUGAGGCUUUGGAGCUUUGCAGAGAAGCUCAACUCAUCAGCCUAGUCUUUGAAACCCUUUCCAUUUUGGUCAUCUUCUUGUUUGUUGUUAGGCUUGAGCGACAAAAGGUCUCCCAGGGUCUUGCUUUGAAUUAUGAAGCGUUUCAGCUCUACGGAUUCUUUGGAUGCCUUCAUGUCCAUCUGUCGUUCUAAAGUUGUAGAGAAGAAUAGUCCCAAGAGCAAGCAACUUUACAGUAGGGAGUUUCAGACAAUGAUAGAUAGCUUAGAAGAAGAAGACUACAGAGAGGAAGCUAGCCAAUCUACAGAAAAGAAACGAAGAUUAACUUCGGAUCAAGUUAAGGCCUUGGAGAAGAAUUUUGAGGUUGAAAACAAGCUAGAGCCUGACAAAAAAGCCAAAUUAGCUGAGGAAUUAGGCCUGCAACCGCGACAGAUUGCCGUCUGGUUUCAAAACCGCCGUGCCCGUUUGAAAACUAAGGAAUUGGAGAGAGAAUAUUGUCUUCUCAAAGCCAAUUAUGAUUCUCUGAAGAUUGAUUAUAAUAAUCUUGAAGAAGAAAACGAAUCAUUGGCAACUACGUUAAGAGAGUUAAAAGCUAAGCUUUGCCAAGAAAAUGAGGACACCAGUGAUGCUGUUAAAGAGGAUGCCGCUGUUUCAGAACAGAGUAAAAACCUUGAAUUAUGUGAUAAUGUUAACCCUCAGCUACUAAUAUCUCCAGCUUCUUCUUCUUCUCUACAAUUCACUGGCUCUUCUUCAUCUACACAUUCAUCGUUGAAUUGGAUUCAGUUAUCCGACUCCAGAAAAAUGCUGGACAAUGUCUAUCAACAGCCUUAUUUUGUGAAAGUAGAAGAGCAAAGCUUAUUUAAUUCAGAGGAUUCCUGCAAUUUCUUCUCAGUUGAUCAAGCUCCUACUCUGCAGUGGUACUUUACUGGGCAGUAAAACUAGUGAAGAUGCAAAGUUUAAGUCUUUAAAUUAUAUAAAAUAGUUUCAAAUUUUGUAAUUUGGCUUUGAAGUUUAUUCUCCGUAAUGGCGGGAAUAUUGCAGUUCAUUAGUAAAGUUCAGUGUAUAAAUCCUUAUUAACAAAUACAAAAUAAGUUCCAUAACUCAUUUGAAAA